This is a messenger RNA of Cygnus atratus (black swan), 5680 nucleotides long. RefSeq names its product family with sequence similarity 83 member H (gene SACK1H). Gene Ontology annotation, biological process: positive regulation of cell migration; intermediate filament cytoskeleton organization; protein localization to cytoskeleton. Lineage: Eukaryota; Metazoa; Chordata; Aves; Anseriformes; Anatidae. The record is from RefSeq and is a predicted model, not a curated record. Gene Ontology annotation, cellular component: keratin filament. Gene Ontology annotation, molecular function: keratin filament binding. The transcript is spliced from 6 exons. Bases 1106 to 4504 code for a protein of 1132 amino acids.
GCACCGCCCGGCACACAGCAGCCGCGGCGGUUGCCAGGCUGAAUAAGAUAGAACAUGAAAGGCGAAAUAACAGGAGCUGCCACGCCCGGGGCUGCGGGGAAUCUCGCUUAACCCUUCUCAGCCUGCGCCUGAAGCUGGCUCCAACUCCACGCGCGGCUGCAGUGCCAGCAGGACAGCCCCUCUGCCAGCGAGGCCGGGGUGCAAAUGACAGUGUAUGGGGCGGGGGGGCCGUGCAGGGAGACGGGGGAGGCACGGCUAUGGCCUCGGAUACACUUUUGCACAGCACCCCCAGGGAGACAGGAGGGGCCCUGGGUACAGCCUCAGGUACUCUUUAAGGGCACUCCCAGGAAGAUGGGGGUGCGUGGGCAUGGCCUCAGGUACCUUUCAGAGGCAUGCCAGUGCCCUGCUGUGGAAGAGGGAGGCUGAGGGUCCAGCACUCCAAUCACUCCUGUUGUGAUGGUGCCAUGGCCCAGGCCCUAUGGCCACACAGUGCACAACACAACGGUCUCCCCAGCAUGGACCCCUGAGCAUGGCAAGUCUGUGCUGAGCCCAAACCCUCAAUUCCAGGGUAGGUACUGGACUACGGUGUGCAUGGGCCAAACCUGGGACUGGCAGCCAGGGUCCCUGCACGGCUGUCAGUACUGAGCCUGCUUCCUAGGCCUGCUCCAAGGCCCAGGCCUGAGCUGGUCUGACAGGCUCGGGGCAGACGGAAGGGAGAGGCCGCCUGCGGCUCAGGAAUGUGCAGCCCUUAUCUCUGGCUCCCCUGCAAUCCUGGGGAGGGAAUAACUCUCCGGAGUUUGCCUUUCUCUCGCUCUUACUCACCCUCUGCCCUGGGUGGAGCUUGAUUCUCGCUGGAUUGGAGGUGCCCGUGAAUCAAGCUGCAGGCACGUCCAGGGGAGCGGAGAGCUGGAGAGCACGACCCACCACCUGCCCUGGCUCACCUGGGAAGAACUCCUACAUGAUAACUGCCACAGAUUUAAGAUAGAAUGAGGAACUGCUUGUUGUUAGCUGCCCCUCCUGGCAUUCUAGGUCCUGAAUGCCCUACAAAAUAAAUAACGAAAUACCCAGUUCUGGAGUCAAACAAUAACGAGCUCUCCCUCCCCUCAUGGCUCGUCGAUCUCAAAGCUCCUCACAGGGGGACAAUCCCCUUGACCCUAACUACCUUCCCCCACAUUACAAGGAGUAUUACCGCUUAGCUCUGGAUGUCCUUACUGAAGAGGGCAAAGAAAGUUACGAACGCUUCCUGGCAGAGGAAGCAGCCCCUGAUUUUCUUUGCAACUCAGAGGUGGAUCACAUCAUACAGAAUCUCCAGAAACCCCAGUAUGCCAAUCAGGAAGGUAGCACAGACACCACAGGUGACAAUGACAUGGAUGGAUCCUCUGGGACAUACUGGCCUAUGAACUCAGACCUUGCUGUUCCUGAGCUUGACCUAGGCUGGCCAAUGGUCUUUGGGUUCAGGGGAACAGAAGUGACGACCCUUGUGCAACCGCCACCCCCAGACAAUCCCAGCAUUAAGGAGGAGGCUCGCAGAAUGAUUCGAGCAGCUCAACAGGUGGUAGCCAUAGUGAUGGACAUUUUCACUGAUGUGGAUCUGCUGUUUGAGGUGUUGGAUGCUGCUGCUCGCAGAGUGCCCGUGUACAUCUUGCUUGAUGAAAUGAAUUCUCAGCUUUUCCUUGAUACAGCUGCUAAAUGCAGAGUCAAUCUUAACUACGUAGAGUUCCUAAGGGUGAGGACAGUUUCUGGCCCAACCUACUACUGCCGCACAGGGAUGUCUUUCAAAGGUCAUGUGAAAGAGAAAUUCCUCUUGGUGGACUGCAUGGUGGUGCUGAGCGGCAACUACAGUUUUAUGUGGUCUUUUGAGAAGAUUCACAGAAGCAUUGCACACAUCUUCCAGGGAGAGCUAGUGGCCAGCUUUGAUGAAGAAUUCCGAAUUUUGUUUGCACAGUCAGAACCUCUUGUUCCUCCAGCCAAUGUCUUGGCAAAGGCAGAGAACCCAUUUGCCAUGACUCCCUUUGGCAAUAACAUGCCCUUCUUUCCAAAAAAAGCACCCCUGAUGUUCCAGAGGGAUGACAAUCUUUUUCCCUCCUUUAUGGACAGAGUUGAUCCAGACAGGUACUUCCUGUCAAAUUUCAGGCGGGAUGACAUGUUGCGCCAUACUGUGGAGGGGUCAGCCAUGCGAAUGUAUAAAAAGGUAGAAAUGGAGAAUGCUCAAAUGGAUCCUGUCAGGGGUUUUCUCCGUUCCAAGCAGUUAGAGUUAGAUGCUUUUAAGAGACACAGUUUUGCAGAAGGAACAUAUGAAAAUUUUGCUUCUUCUAAACAGUAUGCCAGGCAGAUGUUCAUGAACAAUAUGGAUGAAUUUAAAAUCCAGUCUAGUCAUUUUCAGAAGGAUCAGUUCUACCAGUAUCAGUUUGACCAUCCCCAUCUUUCUGGCAGACCUCAGGGACUUUUUGAGAGAAUCCGAGGUGGUAGGCCAGGAUUCAAUGAACUGGAAGAGGGAGGACCUCUUUCCUAUGGAGAGGGACCCAGAUACCCUGAACUUGAAUCCAGUUUUCCACAGGAGGGUUUCCCCUUAAGGCUGGAUUAUGUACCUUCAAAUUCUUCCAGGGAAGUGAGACAUGGCUCUGAUCAGCUGAACCCUGCAGGCAAUGGCCCAAUGGGAAUGAUGUUAAGAAGGCAGAAUAUAGGACAGAAAUUUAUUUGCCAAACUUCUCCUACACAGAAACAAAGCCUGGAACAGCGCCUGUUCCUACAAGACAAAGAUGAGGACCAAGAUCAGGACAAGAACACCCAGGAAAAUAGAACAGGUUUACGUAACUGGAGGAUUUCGUCAUACCUUAGUGCAUAUCAGUCAGAACCAGAAGAAGGUCUCCCAAUGCCUAUGGAAUCAGAAGCAUAUAAUGAUGUUCUUGGGGAUACCCUCACAAAGCACUCCACUGACCUCAUCUCAGCAUUCAAAUCCCCUAUGUCUUUUAAUAGCAAGUCACUGGGAGUUGACAGUGCCAAAGAAUUUGCAGAUCCUGAUAGAGUAGGUGAAGAAACCCCUAUAAUGAAACAAGAUGCCUUUAGGUCCAGAAUAAAUCCUUUGAUCCAGAGGAGCUCAAGACUGAGGUCUUCUCUGAUUUUUAGUGCUGCCAAGUUAGAUCAGCCUAACACAACAAUAGAAAAGGUUCAGAUGAUCCAAAAAGAACAAAUGUCCAGUGAACUGACAAAAGAUAAUGAAACUAUAAAGACAGCCACCUCAUCUAAAGUGGCAGAACUUUUAGAGAAGUACAAAGCUGUGGGCAAAGACACAGAGCGAGCUACAGUCACUCACACCAAAGCUGUUUCCAGUUUUCUCCAAGAAGAAUCACAGAACACAGAGAAGAAAUGUACCAAAUCUGUGCAAUAUAAGAUUCUGGAGAGUAGGGUACUAGACUCCAAAGACUCCUGCAGUACUUACAAAGUGCAUGGAGAGGCUGACAGAUCAUUUGGAAUGGCUUCAUCAACCCCCCAGCUUGUUGACACAUUGAAUAAAGAUCCCCUAGCACAUAUUAGCACUAAGGUGGACAAAUUAUCAUCUCGGUUUUACCCAAUAGAGAAUAAACCCACUCUUCCAGAGAAGGAGAGUCUUAUAUUUGUAGGAGACACUCAGAAAUUGACUCUUCCAGAAAAGAAGGAAAGAGUGACAUUCAAAGAAGAUACUCAAAAAUUAGUCAGUACAGAACUGAAGAAACCACAAGUUAGGACAAGUACUGCAUCAGCUCUUGAAAACUUAUCUAAAAGUCAAGGAUCUGACAGCUCUCUCAAUAAAUCAGAGGAAGACUGUUCAAAACAGGAACAAAAUCCAAUUGAAUUUUUAAGAAAAGGAUCACUACGGUUGAAGCAGCUUUUGAACCCAAAAGGUGAUAAGAAAUUGGAGGAAGAACCCACUUCUGAGAGUGGAAAAUCUGACAAACAGCCUGUGGGGCUCAAAAGAUCUUCCAUAGGGGACUGUCAGGAAAUGAUGGAGGAAGAAAAAACCCAUAAAUUUGCAACACCACUUCCUCCCAAAAGCAGCCAACCAACACAGGGGAGAUUUCCUUCAUCCACAGCUAAUAUCCUGUACAGCAGCAAUCUCCGUGAUGAUACCAAGGUGAUUUUGGAACAAAUAUCUGCAAACAGUCAGAAGAACAGAGCUGAACUCGCCAAGCAACUACCAUCCACUAGUAAUCCUGAUCUUUCUAAGUCAACUACAAGCUUGGAAAGGAAAGGUGAGAAGGAGAAAAGCUGUAACAUCCAUAGGUCAGAGAGUUUUGGAAGCCAAAAACGAAAUCUUCAGCGGCAACCAUCAGAAGAUAGAGAUACCCUUCUGAAAAAAAUGGAGAAUAUGCGGAAGGAGAAGAGAGUCUACAGUAGAUUUGAGGUUUUCUGCAAAAAGGAUGAACAUACAAGUCAGAGCGAAGAGGAGUAUGACACAGAUGCCAAAGAUAAGAAGAUGGGAAAAUUCAUGCCCAAAAUCCUGGGGACCUUCAAGACCAAAAAAUGAUCAUAGAAAUACUAUUUAAUACCAUAUAAUCACUGACUGUCAAAGCCAAAUGAGGAAGUAACACAUUUAUGAUGGCUAUAAUACCAUAGGCAAUGUUCUUUGGGGGUAGUGAAUGGAAAUAUGUUUCUAUGACUCCUAUGGCACAAUUUGCCCAGUAAAGUCAUGUGGUAACAGGCAACUUUAUUGCAGUAUGUUUAAAAUAAAGUUAUUAAAUUGCCAACGUGCUUAAACCAUGGAAAUAAAGUAGAGUCUCUUUCUAUCAGGCUCAGGGAAUGUUUUCAGUAGAUGAAAAAAUAAUUCCACUUUCAGUAAAUUCAAAAAAUAGAAAAAUCAAUACUUGAAUUCAAUCAAGGAAAGAAAAAUCUACAUAUACAUGUAUGUAAAAAAACAGUUGUUUUUCAGGUUCUUUGAAUCUAAUGCCUAAUCUAAUACAGGAGGCACCUUUUUGAAGAUUUACAGGACAAGAAAAUAUCAUAAGCAACUUUUUUUCUUUACCUAUGGUUAAUGGUCUUGUCCAGAAGAACAUGCCCAGUUUUUAUAUUUACCAUUUUACAAGCCUAUUGGUUGUGCUUUGUUAUUGGUUUGUUUCCUUAUGUAUAAUGGAAGCAUUGCAUCGGAAGUUGAGCUGAGAGAAGAAGCUGGAAGGCCAUAAAAGAAGAAAUUGACAAUUUAUUAAUGGAGAAAGAGAUGGUUUUAGAACUGCUUUUCAGCUGAGCUGGGUGUUACAGCCUGUAAAAUGCUGUUUUAGUCAAGCAGUAACUUACCUGACUGUGUAACUCCAAUUCAUUAGAGGAGGAGGGGGAGGGUCAUUUGUUAGCACAUCUUCCCAGUUUGGCAAUCCUGAUGGAAUGUUCAAGCUCAGAAGUGUGUUAUCACAUAACUUUCUUGUAUGACUUUGGUAGCAAGCUUAAGCAUGCAGUAUUAGACACAGUCCAGAUUAAUCUGUAGGUUCAUGCUGUUGUGUUAUACUGUCUUGCAAGAUCGAAGGUAGAGACAGAGGCCAAGAAACCAUUGAACAUAAAGUUUUUUUUUUUCUUAACUUGGACUGCCUCUUCUUGGCAUUCCUCAGGAUUGCCAAACUGUUUUUUAUUUGUUUUUGUUUGUACAAACAAGUACAAAAUAGACAUAUGUUCAAAGUAUUUCAAAUGUGGAAAAUUAAACUAAUAACAGCAACUU